Molecule: messenger RNA, 840 nt
Organism: Cuscuta campestris
Lineage: Eukaryota; Viridiplantae; Streptophyta; Magnoliopsida; Solanales; Convolvulaceae
Source: the annotation of a GenBank genome assembly
GAACAUGUUUGGUUUUUAUGAAAGCUCUUUAUCAUAUAAGGGUCUUAGGUUUAUAUUGCAGGUUUGGUUUCUUAUUACCAGCUUGUUAAAGAUUUGUUUUUGGCCUGAGAAUGCAGAUUCUAUUUUUCCCGUGUCAUUUGGCCAUUAUCUUACUCGAUCAGAAGACAAAAAUGGAUAUGCAAAGACCUUUGGUAUGGGAGUGAGAGUGCCUCGAUCUUGUACUAAACGGUGCGCCUUGAAGGAGGAGAAAGCAAAAAGAUUGAAAAUUGAACAACAGCAUGAAGAAACAAAAGAGAGACUCCAGAAUUUAGAAGAUGUAGUGUCAUUGCUUUUAAAUAGCCUGGGUUCAAAAGCUAAUCAAUCUGAAAUCAAUGACCUUACAACUGGUGGUAAUACAACCAUUGAGAAAAGUCGUGAUGAGGAUCGAUGGAACAAAGAUGAUGAACCUGAGAGUGAUGAACUUGAAGAUUUAUACAGUGACAAGCAUUAAAGCUUUGGACUAUAUCUUUCAUAUCGAUGCGUAUUUUAUUUUAGUUCACUUUGAUUGUUUAUACUUUAGCUUAAAUGAUGUUGGUUUACAUUCUAGUAAAUGGGUUAGUUGUAACCCUUUGAAAUGUUAUCGUAUUAUGUAUUGUUGUUAAUACAAGUAUGAAUAUUAUUUUUUAUCUGUCAAUGAAAUUAUUUAAUAUCACUUAAAUAGUUGGUAUUAGUAACAAUUAUAUUAAAUGUAAAUGUUGGUUAAAAUAAGCUAUUACCGACAGAAAAAAAUGUUUGGCUCACAGAUUUUUUUGUUAGUAAUAUAACUUUUAGCGACAGUUAUAAUAAAUGUUAAUGUUGGUA